This is a messenger RNA of Theobroma cacao (cacao), 552 nucleotides long. Lineage: Eukaryota; Viridiplantae; Streptophyta; Magnoliopsida; Malvales; Malvaceae. The record is from RefSeq and is a predicted model, not a curated record.
AUGGCCUCAACACUAAAAUCUGCAUGCAUAGUUCUGUCUGUCUUGUUGUCCUUUAGCUUCAGUUUGGCUCAUAGGUUCCUCUUGGAUCAAGCCACUGAUGACUACAAAAAUUUGGACACUCUUCACCACGGAGCAGUGACAAAUCCUAACGUGCAAGGACUUGGUGUUGGCUAUGGCAGUGGAAGUGGGUCAAAGGGAGGCUCUGGUGCAGGAAGUGGAAGUGGGAGUGGGAGUGGGUAUGGCUCGCAUGGAGUUGGAGCUGCAAGUUGGUCAGGGGGUGGAUCAAGUGGAAUUGGAUCCGGAUCCGGGACAGGAGUUGGAAUUGAGGGAACUGGGGGUGGUUCAGGAGGUGACAUUGGGGUCACCUGUGAUCCAUGCUGUGAUCCAAGAUGUAAUAAUGGGACUAUAAAUUGUCCACAAGUAAUAGAUUCUCGCUGUGGCCAUGGAAUACUAAAACGAUCCAAAAAUGGAACUGUCAAAGAGACACAAGAGGCUAUCAACAUAGUUAGUGAGCCCUAUCCACUAGAUGUAGCCCAUGGUAGUAAGCCAUGA